This is a messenger RNA of Pundamilia nyererei, 1706 nucleotides long. RefSeq names its product peptidyl-tRNA hydrolase 2 (gene ptrh2). NCBI's taxonomy places the organism in Eukaryota, Metazoa, Chordata, Actinopteri, Cichliformes, Cichlidae. Gene Ontology annotation, molecular function: peptidyl-tRNA hydrolase activity. The transcript has 2 exons. The record is from RefSeq and is a predicted model, not a curated record. Gene Ontology annotation, cellular component: cytosol. Gene Ontology annotation, biological process: negative regulation of anoikis; positive regulation of anoikis. Bases 166 to 675 code for a protein of 169 amino acids.
AUGUGACCGGUGUGGUCCUGCCGUUUCCUCCUUUCUUCUACCGUGUGCGUCUGUUCGUGUCAUUCUGAAGUCCUGCUUUUCAAACGUGUUUGUAACCUGGAGGCUCAAAGUCAGCGAGUGUAGCACGUGAACAGCACGUGAACAGCACGUGAACCAGUUUAAAGUAUGGACUUGUCGUAUGGCCCCUUGGUCUUGGGUGUAGCAGCUGGCCUCGGCUGUGGGCUCCUUCUUGGUUGGCGCCUUGGGGCCCGCUUUGGCGCAACAUCCAAAAGUCUGUUGAAAGGGAAUGGCUCUGGAGAAGCAAGCGUGAUGGGAGAAGGAGGCGAGUUCAAGAUGAUUCUGGUGGUCAGGAAUGACCUAAAGAUGGGCAAAGGGAAAGUUGCUGCCCAGUGUGCCCAUGCUGCUGUGUCGGCUUACAAGCAGGUCCAACGCAGGAACCCUGAGCUGCUCAGACAGUGGGAAUACUGUGGCCAGCCCAAAGUGGUGGUGAAGGCGCCUGACGAGGACACCCUGAUUGACCUGCUAGGCCGCGCCAAGGAAAUGGGACUUCCCGUUAGCUUGAUCCAGGAUGCAGGAAGGACACAGAUCGCACCGGGCUCACGCACCGUGCUGGGCGUCGGCCCGGGCCUGGCCGAUCUGAUCGACAGUGUCACUGGAGACUUGAAGCUCUACUAGAGAUCCAGCUUUCAGCUGAGCUACCAGGAGUUUUAUUGCAGGGCUUAGUUCAGUAAUGACACAUUUGUACUUUUACUGUGAUAGCUCAGUGACACGGAGCAGUUCUUCACAUCAACGGGACGCUCAGAAAUAUGAUGAUUUAAUAACCUUUGUCCAAAUUAUGUACUGCUAAUGAGAAGAUUGAUUUGUAGGCACUCAUACUGUGAUGUUGCACUGAAGCAGCAGAGCAGCUUAAAUGAAUGUAACAUCACAAUGGUGCUGAGACUCAAUGGCAUUUAUUUUUUCCUAUAAAAUAAUGUUUUGGGGUUUUUUUUAUGUGUAACUAGAAAACUAAUUGAUGGGGUGCUGAUGAAAGCCACAGUUACAAAGCAGAGGUGGAGGUUUUACAGAACAGCAGGUCAGAAAAUCACCUUAUUUUUAACAUGUUUAAAAUGAGAAAAGCUUUUGUCUACACGUCAGUCAUCAUGAGCUGGUCAAAUCCUCUAGAAGGUAAAGAAAGAUGCGCUGACUAGAAAGGAGAUGAUGUCACGCUAUUAGUGUUCGUAACGCUGCUGUAUUAAAAUCUGCUUCGUAUGAAGCUGUUUCAGUGUGAAACACUUGAAAUGUGAGUUUAGAAAAGUGACAAAUAAAGACAAUUGGAUACAUUCAUGUAACUGAGUUUAAGGCUACAGAUCAGAGCCAUGUGUGUAAAUACAACCAAUGUUUCACUGUUGUGCUACGUAUUUAAAAAUUCCAGCCCUGAUAACGUUUUGCGUCUGCCUGCCCACUUUUAUGAAACACAGUAACAUCUGCUGCCACAUCAUUAGGUAGUCUAACAUGAGUGCAGUCAUGUUGUCUGAGCACCGCGAUUCUUUGCUUGACCUCGUGUUUUCUGGGUCGGGAAAAGACGUUCACGUUUUAAUCAUAAGCAAUGUUUCUACACUGUAAAAAACGAAGGUGACACUUUAUCAUCCCACUACAUCAAGGUCAGUUAAAUGCAGAGCUCCACAAAAUCCCCUUCAGCAGCCUACUUGUGCAUGUUUCUGACUGAA